AUGGCAGCAGAGAUAGGAAGCCAAGAAUUCGAGUGGCUACACCAACUACGCAGUGACGAGAAGGCCGCAUUUUGGAGCAUUGACGGGAUCGCCAAGACCCUGGAAGACACCGAAAGAUUCACCAAAUACGCCCUGCCAGUCACGGUCAGCGAAGGCGAAACCAAGUCUUACCGAGUAUCCUAUGCCGUACACGAGUUGCUCUUGUCUCCCGGACAUGAGGGCGCAGACAAAGACUCAAUUCCAACUCGCUUCAUUGGCCAUAUCGGUGUAAAAUCUCUCGGCGAUCGGAGCCUCACUUUGAGAUCUGACAUUCUGCCUCCUUCCUCAUUCGAACCGGAAUGUCUCACCGUCGAACUUGGUUAUAGCUAUCUACCCUCUGCUUGGGGUAAGGGUCACGCAACAAGUGCUGUAAAAGCACUCAUCGAUGCUUGCAAAAAAGAAAGGUCUUUCUGGGAGCCAUACGACAAAGUAUUUCUACGAGCUAUUGUCAACUCUGAGAACCCGGCGAGUCGGCGUGUGAUGGACAAGAGUGGUCUGAAGGAGCUGGGUGUGCACGUCUGGGAGGGUGAAAAGAUAUUCGUAGCAGGAAGAUGGAGGACAAGGGAUGAGUUGUAUGUUUAUGGAACGUUUCUCGUUGAGUGA
Molecule: messenger RNA, 642 nt
Organism: Alternaria novae-zelandiae
Lineage: Eukaryota; Fungi; Ascomycota; Dothideomycetes; Pleosporales; Pleosporaceae
Exons: 2
Coding region: 1-642 (213 amino acids)
Molecular function (GO): acyltransferase activity, transferring groups other than amino-acyl groups
Source: RefSeq, a predicted model, not a curated record